AUGAGCUCGGAUCAUAAUCAGACUCCUAACGCGGGUUACAGUACUCCGCCAUUGGCGACUGCUGGAGCUGGUGUUGGUAAUAACAGUCCGAGAUCUAUUCCUCGACGAGCUGUUUCUACUGAGACUGCUGAUUCAUAUCAUAGAAAGCUGUAUCAGCAGGCGCUUCCUGAACCGGGUCAAGAGCCAUAUCACCAGGAAGUCUCGAGUCCGAGUCAGUAUGACCAGCACCAUCAGUAUCAGGACCAUUAUCAACAGAUCCAGAAUCAGAGCCAGGGUCAUGGUCAGCAACUGCAAGGACCACCAACUGAACAGUCGCUGCCAAAUAUCCCGCCAUCAGCUCACCUGGCACCUCGUCCGGUACCACCAUUGGCUCUAAAUACCAAACAUAGUCCCACAAGUCCCACAACGGCUACUUCAGUGGGUGUGGCUCAUACCGAGGCACCUCCUAGCUCGCCGUUUACAUCGGGUCCUACUGCCGAAGCAGCUGGCUUGCUUCCUGGAAGCGGUGCUAAUGGCGGUGCAGACCUUCGUCCCCACCGGUCUAUGAGAUCUAUGUUCUCCAGACGAGGUAGAGACGAUAACUCCAGUCUUCAUGUGACGUCUCCUCAAAUCCAGGUUCAACCUGCUCAUGAAGACAGUCAGUUGCAUGACCAAGAAAAGCAACCAUCUUCAGCCAGUCUACAUCCGACCACCAGCAUAUUCAGUAGAAAGGAGAUAGAACGCCAUCUUCCUAUUUUGAUGGAAGAGUCAGAUUCAGAUGAAGAAAUGCCAGAUAUCAAGCAGGUAGUGAGCCAGAUGGAACAUGGUGAAGACCGAAGCGAUGAAAGUGGUGAUACUUCACGAGCAUCUACUCCUGAUGGAGAUGGCGAUGGUGACCAUCGUAAGAGACGUGGUCAUCGUAGUAAACGUAGCAAACGGUCGCAGAAAAAGCGAUCACAAACCCCUAGCAAGUUUGUUACUUCGAUGAGAAAGUUUUAUGUGUCAAUUAUCUCGAAAACUCUCAUCACAAGGGCGUUUAUUUAUUGGCUUCCAUUGGGGCUUAUUCUGUUUGUUCCUUUGGCAGUUGGUGCUUGGGGUAACCCAGAUGCUUCAGUGGGUCAUAGCAGUCUCAUGUGGCUGUUCAUCUGGCUGGAAGUGGUAUGGGGUUCGCUGUGGAUUAGUAGGAUUGUCGCUCAUUAUUUACCGUCUAUAAUGGGUGUUUUCUUGGGAAUUGUCAGUCCCUCAAUGAGAAAAUAUACUGCCAUUCUUGCUGCAUUAGAAUUGCCAGUGACCCUGGUAUUCUGGGCAUUUGUGUCAUUUAUUACGUUUAUUCCACUGCUAUCGCUUAACCACAAAGCAUUAAAAGAUGCUACUCUGACCCAACCAUGGCAGAGAACCGUGAAUAAUAUCAUGGUUGCACUUCUCAUAUCUUCUCUUAUUUUCCUAGCAGAACGUCUAUUCAUCCAUCUUCUGUCUGUAUCAUUCCACAAGACGAGAUUUGCUAGCCGAAUCAAGAACAAUAAACAGGCUGUCAGCACUUUGUCUCUUCUACUCCAAGCAGCUUAUCAAGUAUUCCCUCAGUUUUGCGAGGAGUUUGAAGACGAAGACAUGGCUCUUGAAGGUGGUGCCUUACUAGAAAAGGGAAAGAAGAUGAAGGCAUUCCAGGCUAUUGCUGGUAACGAAAACAUGCAAAAAGUGGUUGGAACUGUUCAUCGUGUAGUAGGGUCAGCUGCUAAUGUCAUUGGCAAUGUUGCUCGUGACUUUAGAGGAUCGCGUUCUAGACAGUCUUCAGCAUAUAAAGUUGUGUCGGAUGCGCUAGAGAGCAGAGUCAUGUCAGAGAUUCUUGCCAGUCGUAUUUGGAAAUCACUGGUUCUCGAGGAUUCGGAAUCGCUAACUAUUGAAGAUUUGCUUGAAGUUAUUGGUACCGAAUACGAAGACGAAGCUCGUACAUUGUUUGACUCGCUAGACAAGGAUUCCAAUGGCGACCUGACUCUUGCUGAGAUCAUUGCAUCAGUCAAAGAUAUCAGUAGAGAACGCAAGACCAUCUACCGGUCACUACGAGAUAUGGACUCUGCAAUUGGUAAACUGCACUCAGUCUUAUUAUUUGUUGUUUUCAUUAUCAUUAUCAUUGUGUUUAUUGGUAUGUUAGCACCCAGUGUUGGCACUGUGCUUGCCACGCUUGGUUCGACCCUCCUGGCUCUGUCGUUUGUGUUCUCAGUCACUGCUCAAGAGAUUCUCGCUUCGUGUGUUUUCCUGUUCGUCAAACACCCAUUGGAUGUAGGAGAUAUCGUUACCAUCGCCCUAAACGGAGUCAACUCGACCAUGUCGGUAAGUGAGAUUUCUCUUUUAUACACUGUUCUCAAAGAUACAUCUACCGGAGUAGUCCGUCAAGCACCCAAUGCUGUUUUGAAUACCCUCUGGAUUGACAACACCACCCGUUCUGGCCCUAUGAGCACACCGUUCACAUUCACCCUUGGUCUGCCAGAAACAAGCGCUGAGGACAUUGAAGUGUUUAAGGAUCGACUCAACCAGUUCCUUGCUGAGAACCACCGUGAUUACAUGCCCAAUCCAUAUGUACAAAUUACCAACUACGAGGAUCUGGAUCGUAUUGCUCUGACUGUCAGUGUUACAUACCGCAACAACUUUGCCGAUGGUACAUUGCUUGGUAACCGUCGUACCAAGCUGCUCAAGUUCUUCGCAGAAUGUGUCAACAGCAUUCCACUGCACAUUCCUCGUCGUGCCGAUACCUUCUCCAACCCAGAUCUUCCAAUGUUCAGCAACGGAUCUCCACCCAACGAGAACACGAAGUUCACUGGUGGUCUACGGACCCGUCAAGCUUUCGGUAUUCGACCAGUCGAUCCACCAACCGAGUCUGACAAUGGCAAUACCUUAGACGAGAAGAACGAUAAUGUCUUCACCGACGGUCCUCUCAGUGCCCGCGACCAAGCAAUGCAGGACGUUGCCAUGGCUCACAACGCCGACCGCACCGCCUCGACCACCUCCCGUGCCACCACCACCGGCAUAAACAGGUCUACGUCCAGGGGUCUUCGGAGGAGAAUCUAG
Sugiyamaella lignohabitans is the source of this 3042-nucleotide messenger RNA. RefSeq lists its product as uncharacterized. Gene Ontology annotation, molecular function: calcium ion binding; calcium channel activity. The record is from RefSeq and is a predicted model, not a curated record. The transcript has a single exon. NCBI's taxonomy places the organism in Eukaryota, Fungi, Ascomycota, Dipodascomycetes, Dipodascales, Trichomonascaceae. The coding region runs from base 1 to 3042 and encodes 1013 amino acids. Gene Ontology annotation, biological process: calcium ion transmembrane transport; intracellular calcium ion homeostasis.